AUGGGUACAUAUCGUAAAAGGUUCAAUGAGAAAGCUAGGGCUGGCCAGAUGGCCAAGCUCAAGGAUCUGAAGAAGGUGAGAAACAAACAGUUUUUAAGACACACAGAUGACGGUACAGAAACCCAAGAGCAGUCAGAGGACGGUGAUGUACAUAACACUAAUGCUGAGAUUAUGGAGCCGCUGACAGAUGCUGAAAAACAAUUAAAAAAGCGGAAACUGGAGGAGUUGUUCAAACCGCAGGAGUCUAAAGUCUCAAGGCUCAAAAGAAAGCGGCUGGACAAGUUCAUUGAGCAUCAGCUUAAACGUGAGGAAAAGAAAGUCUUGAUAGAGAAGCUUCAAGAGCACAAAAUAGACACAGGUAUCCUUACUAGCUCGAAAAAUUUAGGUCACGGAAGACAGACAAAGAAACAAGAAUUUCAGGAAGCUUUGAAACUUGAAAGGUUAGGACAAAGCAAUGAGCUAGUGCGGGAUAUCUUGUAUAGGGAGCAUGAAGUGAAAGAUUGGGAUGAAGAUAACCCUGCCGAAGCAAACGGCCACAAAGAGGAAAACUACAGUAAAAGCGAUACGAAUAGUGAACAGAUUCCGUCAUCGUCAUUUGUGGAUAACAGGCCCGCCAAAUUUGGUGGUUCUGGGUUCGGAUUUGGUUUUCAGAACGCCACAGUCGUACGCAAGACCAAAGCGCCAUCGAAAAAGCGGUACAACUGGCGCGAAAGAGUGCAAAUGGCUGACGCACGAAAGUAUUCAAAAGAAGACGAGAUGGAUUUCGAAUCUUCUGGAAGUGAAGAUGUAAGCGAGUCCGAAAGUGAAAGUAAAAGUGAAAAUGAAAGUGAAAGUGAAAGUGAAGGUGAAGGUGAAGGUGAAGGUGAGAUUGAAGUUGAGGGUCAGAUUGAAGCUCCUAGUGGCUCUAUUGGAAAAUUAUCUGAUGACAAAGUUGACGAUAGUUUGUUGGAGGAAUCUGAUUAUAGCUCAAGUUCCAACCCUGAGGAAGGACCUUCCUCCAGCAAGGCAGCCAGUGACUUCAAAACUUGGGCCGAGGAAGAAAUUAAGAGGUUAGAGGGUCGUGAGACACCGGUGGAAAUGCCACAACUCAAUACGCCUUACGAAAAGCUCGUAAGAGUGGAAGAUCUUGAUGAUGGCCUGCAAGAUGAUAGUGCUCCGAUUGAUGAAAAAUCGCUCCGCAAAGCCUUUUAUGUCAAUGUCAGUAGGCCUGAAGAAAUCCAGCAAGCCAGAAUAAAGUUACCAGUAUAUGGAGAAGAGCACAAGAUAAUGGAAGCGAUCCAUCACAACGAUGUUGUAGUGAUCUGCGGUGAGACAGGGUCUGGUAAAACAACUCAGGUUCCUCAAUUUCUUUUUGAGGCCGGCUACGGUGAUAGUAGUUCAUCUGAUACUCCCGGAAUGAUUGGAAUAACACAACCUCGUAGGGUUGCAGCAGUGUCCAUGGCCAAGCGUGUUUCCAAGGAAUUAGGAAAUUACCAUGAUACCGUCUCAUAUCAAAUUCGAUUCGAUUCAACUGUUUCUGAGAAUACGAAGAUGAAAUUUAUGACCGAUGGUGUUCUCCUGAGAGAGAUGAUGAAUGAUUUCAUGCUAACCAAAUACUCCUCUAUAAUAAUCGAUGAGGCACACGAAAGAAAUAUCAACACGGACAUUCUAAUUGGUUUACUGAGCAGAUGUGUUAGACUGCGUGCUAAAAAUCAUAGCAAAAACCCAGAUCAGACCAAGAAGCUAAAACUUAUAAUCAUGUCGGCUACCUUGAGGGUUUCUGAUUUCAGUGAAAACCUUUCUCUUUUUGUUUCACCACCUCCCGUCCUCAAGGUUGACGCUCGCCAGUAUCCAGUUUCGAUUCAUUUUAAUAAGCGCACAGCAUUCAAUUAUUCUGAAGAGGCAUUCCGCAAAACUUGCAAAAUUCAUCAGAAACUUCCGAAAGGGGCGAUUUUAAUCUUUAUGACCGGCCAGCAAGAGAUUACGGACAUGGUAAACAAACUAAGAAAGGAAUUUCCAUUUCCAAAAGCUUCAAAGUCUUUCAAAGAAAUGGGCACAAGUAAUCCGACGAUUAAAGUCAAUCCGAAAAAUGUGGACAUUGAGGCAGAGGAUGUGGAUUUUAGUGUCAAUGUUAUGAAAGAUGAGGUAAACGAUGAUGCCAUUGAUGACUAUGAACAACAGGAAUCAGAGGCAGAGGAAGGUUUCGAUGAGGAGUUAGAAGACGACCAGACUGCUACAGAUCCUUUGUACGUCCUUCCACUCUAUUCCUUGCUACCGACCAAAGAUCAGCUCAAAGUUUUUCAGGAGCCACCAAAAGGUUCCAGAUUAUGUGUCGUGGCUACUAACGUCGCUGAAACGUCCUUGACUAUUCCAAAUAUUCGUUACGUUGUUGACUGUGGUAGAUCGAAGGAGAGAGUAUUCAACGAAUCCAAUGGUGUUCAAAGUUUCGAGGUGAACUGGAUCAGUAAAGCUUCAGCGGAUCAGAGAAGCGGAAGAGCUGGUCGUACUGGUCCCGGGCACUGUUACCGACUAUACUCAUCUGCUGUGUAUGAGAAUGACUUUCAACAGUUUUCAAAACCAGAAAUUUUGAGAAUGCCUGUUGAGAGCGUUGUGUUGCAGAUGAAGAGCAUGGCAAUUCAUAACAUUUUGAACUUUCCAUUUCCGACGCCACCCAGUCAUGGGUCUUUAUCAAAGGCGGUAAGCCUUCUUCAGUAUUUAGGUGCCUUGGACCAAAAGCAAGUGAUUACAGAUGACGGUAGAAAAAUGAAUCUAUUCCCCUUAAGCCCAAGAUUUUCCAAAAUGUUGUUGGUGGGGAACGAAAGUGGAUGUUUGCCGUAUGUCAUUUCCAUUGUGAGUGCCCUAUCAGUAGGAGAUCCGUUCCUUUCUGAGAAUGAACUGGGUAUUGCAGCUAAGCCCGAUGUUGAUGAAGAGGAGGCUAAACAAGACAAGGAUCAAAUAGCUCGAAACCAGCAGCUACGUACUCGAUAUUACAAAAGUCAGGCGAAAUUUAGCAAACUGGAUAAAUUCAGUGACGUUUUCAAACUUCUGACUGCUGUCAGCUCCUUGGAUUAUAUCAAGCCAGAGGAGAGACCUAGGUUCAUGGAGGCGAAUUUCAUGAGACCUAAAAUAGUUGAAGAAAUAAGGAAACUAAGAUGCCAGCUGUUGUACAUUGUCAAAUCCAAUACCUCGAGAGAGAAUGUGGCUGUCAACGUCUCGGAGGACGACUUGAAAUCAGGAAUACCUAAUGAAAACCAGGUGAAACUACUGAAACAGAUGGUUUGUGCUGGUUUCGUCGAUCAAGUUGCUAUCAGGGCGGAUCAAAUCGCGCCUGAGGACUGUAAGAUUACCAGCAGAGCUACAAUAUCAGGAAUUCCAUAUAUUCCAGUCCUAGCUCCUAUAGUUCCUGGCGAAGUCUCUCAAAACUUUGUCUAUCUACACACAACCUCGAUCAUCAACGACAUAGGCCAAGAACCUCCCAAGUAUCUAGUGUUCCACUCGCUGCACCUUAACAAACGCACGGAAAACUCGAAGACACGAAUUAAGCCCAUGUGCGACAUAAAGAGCACUCCACUAGCAAAUAUAGCCCGCAAAGGCUCACUGCUUACUUAUAGCAAACCUCUGAUGGGUAACGGAAUCCGUCCUAUUGACCUAUCCACCACAGAGAGGCUGUGCUACGUGACGCCUCGAUUUGGAGCCACGGUGGAUAGUGAUCUAAAAGUGGGUUGGGACCUUAAUCCCCUUGCUGUACACCAGAAGAAGGUGAUUGGGCAAUGGACUGUUGACAAACUAAUCACGGCCAAGAACUACAAGACUGCGAGCGCACAGAAUGUUCAUAAAUAA
Lachancea nothofagi CBS 11611 is the source of this 3819-nucleotide messenger RNA. Lineage: Eukaryota; Fungi; Ascomycota; Saccharomycetes; Saccharomycetales; Saccharomycetaceae. The record is from the annotation of a GenBank genome assembly.